Messenger RNA from Lasiosphaeria miniovina, 1260 nucleotides. RefSeq names its product aspartic peptidase domain-containing protein. The coding region runs from base 1 to 1260 and encodes 419 amino acids. NCBI's taxonomy places the organism in Eukaryota, Fungi, Ascomycota, Sordariomycetes, Sordariales, Lasiosphaeriaceae. Gene Ontology annotation, biological process: proteolysis. The transcript is spliced from 4 exons. Gene Ontology annotation, molecular function: aspartic-type endopeptidase activity. The record is from RefSeq and is a predicted model, not a curated record.
AUGGUGGGAGGAACCAAUGCCAAAGAGAACGACAACAGCGCCGGCGCCUUCGCCAUCUCCGUCGUUCGCAACCCAAACUACAACCCCAACGGCCCCGCCCAGUACAUGCGCGCCCGCGCCAAGUACGGUUCCAGCGUCCCCGAGGGCAUUUCGAAGCUGGUGUCAAACAAGGGAGCAAGUAAGCAGAUCGGCGCUACCGAUGCCUUUAGCGUGAACAAUGACCGCGAAUAUCUGAGCCACGUCGGUUUCGGCACGCCUCUCCAGAACUUCUCCGUCGACAUGGACACUGGUUCGGCUGAUGUGUGGCUGUUCACGUCCGAGACAAAUCUAGUUGAUAUGCCGACCCACCCGUACUGGAACAUCUCGCAGUCUUCAACUGCGCAGAGGCUGAACGACAGCAGCUGGGUGAUCACAUACGGUGAGUCAAUCGAGGCUUUGGGCACGGCGUGGACCGACGUCGUCAAUGUCGGGGGAGUGACGGUGCCCAACGCCGUGGUCGAGUCGGCCACGUUCGCGUCCGAGUCGCUCCUCGAAGACGCGCAGCUGACGGGCAUCUUCGGGCUCGCUUUCGCGCUGCCGAGCCACGUGCGCCCGCAGCGCCCAACGGUUCUCUCGACUCUGCUGCCGCUGCUCGACCAGCCGCUGUUCUCGGUCGACCUGUGCUGGCACGCCGACGGCCGCUACCUGUUCGGCAGCAUCGACACGGCGGUGUACGCGGCCGAGGAUCAGCUGCACUACGUGCCCCUGUCGGACGACGCGCGCUUCUGGGAGUUUAUGUUCACCGGCUACCACGUCGCCGGCCAGGGGUACUGGUACCUUUCGCACUGGAAGGUCAUCGCCGACACGGGCACCACGUUUAUGCUGCUGUCUCCCGACGUCGUCAACCAGUAUUACUCGCAGGUCCCCGGCGCCGUUUUCACCACGGUCGACGAGCAGGGCGACGGGUACUGGAGCUACCCCUGCAACCUCCGCCUCAACAGCAACGUGACGUCAAACGAGCUGCCCGACUUCAGCAUCGGCUUCGACAACGACUGGUUCGCCACCAUCCCGGGCCGCUUCUUGAACUACUCGGUCCUGCCGCCAGAGGCGGAGCCAGAGUCGGAACGGCACUCGGCUGAGCCGUCCAGCUGCAUGGGCGCCCUGCAGAUCGUGCCAGCGGGCUCUGAGUUCGGCAUCCUCGGCGACGUCUUCCUCAAGGCCGUCUACGCCGUCUUCGACGUCGGCAACAAGCGCGUGGGCUUCGCCCGCAAGACGCUGUGA